Arctia plantaginis is the source of this 240-nucleotide messenger RNA. The record is from the annotation of a GenBank genome assembly. NCBI's taxonomy places the organism in Eukaryota, Metazoa, Arthropoda, Insecta, Lepidoptera, Erebidae.
AUGUGUAGCAGGCAGCAUUCCCAGGCGUGCCUGAACACAUCCCUGUCGAUACGACAGGAGAUACAAAGAUUUGAGAGUGUGCAUCCAUCUAUUUACGCUUUAUACGACCUUGUGGAGUUGGUACCUGAUCCACUACUCGCCCAGCAGAUUAGAGACCACGUCGUGGCUAUUGAAGGUGAGUACUUGCAUCGUAGUGGUUCAUUGUUUACGUGUUACAACGCGGUUUCUCCGGACGACUAA